Molecule: messenger RNA, 645 nt
Organism: Oldenlandia corymbosa var. corymbosa
Lineage: Eukaryota; Viridiplantae; Streptophyta; Magnoliopsida; Gentianales; Rubiaceae
Source: the annotation of a GenBank genome assembly
AUGAAAAUGAAGAUUGCAUCUGGGAAGAAGAUGAUCCAGGAAAAAACUUCAAACAUGGAUGAUCAAGGUAAACAGCUCGUCGUUUACAUUCCGUUGGUAAAUUUAUCAGCCAGAUUUGAUAUAUUAGCGGAGUUGCAAGAGGAUCAGAUACUAGAUAAUGAGAAUGCAGCUGAAAAGGACGCUUUGAUAAAAGAAAAUCGAGGGGAAGGAGACACAGAAUCUGAAACAGAAAAGAUUCCUGUAGAUGAUCCAAAAGAACAAAAUCAAGGAAACUUGGCUAUAAGUGAAUUUUCACAUGAUGACUCUCCUAUCUUACCGCCUUCUAAUUUGGAAGAGUUGAGGAAUAAACUCCAUUUUAAUGAAGCUUUUUCGUCUGUUUCUGGAAAGAUUUGGGUUCUCUGUAUAGCUGAAUGGUCAGUUCGAUUGCUAGGCGGUUCUGAACAGGUCAUUCAUUUGGAAGUUGAAAAUCAAAAAAUACCUAGGAAAGUGUUGGUAUCAGGAGUCUACGCGAAGUCAACAAGGCAGAAAAGGCAGUAUCUCUGGACUGAAUUGCAAGACUUCUCUGAUCAGAAUAUCGGCCAGCCAUGGAUGCUAGGUGAGGAUUACAAUGUAAUCAGAAAUCUGGACGAGUAUAGAGGAUCAUAA